Molecule: messenger RNA, 1337 nt
Organism: Tachyglossus aculeatus (Australian echidna)
Lineage: Eukaryota; Metazoa; Chordata; Mammalia; Monotremata; Tachyglossidae
Product: 28S ribosomal protein S11, mitochondrial-like
Exons: 5
Coding region: 129-689 (186 amino acids)
Biological process (GO): translation; ribosomal small subunit assembly; maturation of SSU-rRNA from tricistronic rRNA transcript (SSU-rRNA, 5.8S rRNA, LSU-rRNA)
Cellular component (GO): mitochondrial small ribosomal subunit; ribosome
Molecular function (GO): mRNA 5'-UTR binding; structural constituent of ribosome; small ribosomal subunit rRNA binding
Source: RefSeq, a predicted model, not a curated record
GGUCCCCGGCCAGGAGAGCGCCUUGUGGGGAGGAAGGAUGUUUGAAGAUGUUCCGAUAGCGCACGUCAAGGUCACGUACAACAAAGCCCGGUCUUGGCCACCUGGGACCACAGAGAGAAGUAAAAGCCAUGGCCCCCGUCCCACCUUCAGGGAGGUUUCCGAGAUCUCGCCCCUCGGAUGGCCUGUCUGCACCUGGGGAGCUUGAGGCAGAGGCGACCUCCUGCCGCUUCGGGGCCUCAACAUCCCGGUCCUCCCCUGGCACCCACAUCCGGGUGGUCUCCUCCAAGAACCAGCCCCUUGCCCGCACAUCCUGUGAGACAGAGGGGUUCAAGAAUGCCAGGAAGGCCACGGGCUUCGCCACCAAGACAGUUGGCAUUGCAGCCACAGUGGACCCGGCUUGGUCCCUCCCUGGCCCACCCCAGCCCACCUGCCCUCCAGGACCUUGCUUGGUCUCACCCCGGUCAACCCUUCCCUCCUCUCCAGCCAAGACCAAACAGAUCAUUCCUUCCCUGCAGAAAGCCACGGUGAAGGGGGUGACCCAUGUGCGGGUGGUAGUGAAAGGCCUGGGGCCAGGGCACUUGUCGGCCAUCAAGGGGCUGACCAUGGGCGGCUUGCAGGUCGUCUCCAUCACAGACAACACCCCCGUCCCGCACAAUGGCUGCCGCCCACGCAAGGCCCGUUGGCUCUGAGUGGGGUAGCGGGUCUCCAGGCUCGGGGGGCUCUGCUCCGCUCCUUGCCGCGCCCCUCUGUGGGGUCCCGGGCCACCAGCCGAGACGAGGGAAAGGAUGCAAGCUCCUCCCUUGUCUUAUCAAGCUUUGAAAUGAAAAUGUCCCUUCCGGUCCGGCUGUGUGUCUCCUUCUUUCAUGCAUCCCCUCUUCUCCCCCCAACUCCCCUGCCUAGCCCCCAAGGGCUCCCAAGGAACUCCAGCUCCACCUCCAGACUGCAAGCCAUGGUUGGUCUGUCUGCCCCCUCAUCCCGCAGCCUCGGAGUGGCCGGAGGGGACGCCGCAGCUCCAGACUUCACCCAUCAGGGCUCCGACCCACAGCUGGAGAAACAACUGACUGGCAUCAUUGGUUUAUUUGUUGAGCUCAUACCAUGUGCAGAGCACUGAAUGAAGAGCUGGGGAGAGUACAGUACAGCAGAGAUGGCAAACCCGAUCCCUGCCCACCGGAAGCUGGGUGUCUUUGCCCUCGAACUCAUCGUAAGCAUGGCGUGAGUCCCCGUGGUGGGCAGGAGCACGUAGCCAGCACUGGAGAGCGGGCCAGGAUAAUGAUCAUUAUAAUAAUCGUGGUAUUUGUUAAGUGCUUAUUAGGUCCCAAACACCGUGUUAAGCGCUG